Talaromyces proteolyticus is the source of this 1740-nucleotide messenger RNA. RefSeq names its product C2 domain protein. NCBI's taxonomy places the organism in Eukaryota, Fungi, Ascomycota, Eurotiomycetes, Eurotiales, Trichocomaceae. Gene Ontology annotation, biological process: positive regulation of gene expression. Bases 1 to 1740 code for a protein of 579 amino acids. The transcript is spliced from 2 exons. The record is from RefSeq and is a predicted model, not a curated record.
AUGGAUAAUGAGGUGUCCCCAGAGGUGCGUCAUCGACAUGUGACCGAGGUAUAUGGCACGAAAUUUGUCGAUAAGACGCAAAAGGCCCACGAUAAAGCUAUAGCCCUCGCGCGGGAUGAUGACAGCAAACUUCGCUCCGAAAAGAGUCCGCCGGGUGGUUUUGAUGAGACGCCUAUACCACGCGUGCCCCCUGGUUUCACCCUCAAAUUUACCUUCCACCAGGCGAAGAAUCUUCCUGUCGCCGAUUUCAAUACGCUAUCAUCCGAUCCCUUCGUUCGAGCUGAGUUGCGAGUCGAUCUCCCCAAGCGGCACAAACAAGACCCUGAGAUAUCUUUUCGAACACACACAGUAAGAAGAGAUGUUAAUCCUGUUUGGGACUCGGAAUGGAUCGUGGCCAAUGUUCCCGCUUCAGGGUUCCAUCUUAAGUGUCGUGUUUUUGACGAGGAUCCGGCAGACCAUGAUGAUAGGCUAGGGAAUGCACAUGUUAUUGUGGAUAAUAUAUCUAAGAACUGGAGAGGAAUCCAAGAAACCUCGUACCAUAUCAAAAAGCGUGCUGGAAGUAAGAGGGCCUAUUUCUUCAGGACUCUCGCUGCGACUUGUUCUCCGAAACGAAGUAUGAAUGCCGAAUUGAUCAUGAGUGUUGAGUGUCUUGGGCGGACUCCCACCGACAACGGUGGCCACAUGUACACAUUGGGGCCUCUAUACUGGUUUAAACAUUUCUCUCCAUUAAUUGGAAGAAUCUUGAAAACUUCGGUUAUGACAGAGAACCAAGAUGCGAAAGGCAAAAGCACCCGCUAUAACUUCCAAGCAGUUCAGAUACAGCUUAGAGGACCUGUUCCUGAGGAGUUAUAUCAUAGAUACGUCGAAUUUAAACCCUUUGUGGCAGGAAUGUUCACUUCUCAGAGUUUACGAGGACGUAUCCUCAAUCGAGCAUUGCACCACCAGCAUGCCCGCAUCUAUAACUUUGACCGAAGCACUAUGAACGGGCAAUUUCCAUCCCCCUCUACAGAACUCACCCAGUUAUUCUUAGACUUUGUGGAUCACGGCCGCGGUGGCAAGAUCUUCACGUAUGUGCUCACGCUGGAUGGCCAUAUGCGCUUCACAGAAACUGGGAAGGAGUUUGGCAUCGAUCUCUUGAGCAAACAUACCAUGCACAGUGAUGUGUCAAUCUAUAUCGCUUUCUCUGGCGAAUUUUUUGUACGCCUCAGAAAGAAACACCACCAUCGGCGCCAACAAUCUAACGGGUCUACGGAGAACACUUCUUCAAAUGGUGAAGUAAUCGAAGGAAACGAAGCACAUGAUAGCAAUGAAAAUAAUGAUGACUCUAUUGAAUACGAACUCAUGAUUGAUAAUGAUAGUGGAACAUAUCGGCCAAACGCCGAUAAACUCCACCUUCUUCAAGAAUUCUUAUCUGCUAACUUUCCUGGGUUACACGUCACGACUCUUGACUGCCAGAAAGAUGCGGAGCGAAUGAACCGUCUUAAAGAAGAAAGAAGAAUGGAGAAGAAACAAAGUCAAGGCCAGCUAGUGUAUAUGCAACAAGUCCACAACUCCGAAUCAUCACUUUCCAGCUCUGACGAAGAGGAUAUGCGUCGACGCGGUGGACAGCUAAACACACACCAGAGGGGCAAUCUUGCUCGCAAUUUUAAUGAAAUGAAGGAUGUUAGAGGCAAAUUUCGACAUUGGCUGGAAGCAACAGACGAACCAAAACUGCAGCGGAAGCUGGAUGAAUCACGAUGA